Asparagus officinalis (garden asparagus) is the source of this 1407-nucleotide messenger RNA. RefSeq names its product GDSL esterase/lipase 7-like. The record is from RefSeq and is a predicted model, not a curated record. NCBI's taxonomy places the organism in Eukaryota, Viridiplantae, Streptophyta, Magnoliopsida, Asparagales, Asparagaceae. The coding region runs from base 54 to 1166 and encodes 370 amino acids. Gene Ontology annotation, molecular function: hydrolase activity, acting on ester bonds. The transcript is spliced from 5 exons.
AUAGGAGCUUCCCUUGUAACUAACUCGCUUCCCUCCGAGAAAACUUCGAGAUAAUGGAGAAGAAAGGAAGUGGACUGGGAACUUGUUUCCCUUCCAAAUUUCUCCUCUCACUUCUUGUGUUUUCAAGCUUUCUUUGCACACCAGAAUGUGCAAAAUCGCCGGCAAUGUUCAUAUUCGGCGAUUCCCUUAUUGACAAUGGCAACAACAAUUUCCUACCGUCGCUUGCCAAGGCGAACUACGCACCCUACGGCAUUGAUUUUGGCCAGCCCAGCGGUCGUUUCUGCAACGGGCUCACUGUUGCAGAUUUCGGCUCUAAGCACCUAGGGUUACCCUACCCACCUCCAUACUUGAGUCUAGCUUCAAGAACUUCCAAGAUCUUGGAUGGUGUGAACUACGCUUCAGCUGCCGCGGGCAUUCUUGAAGACACUGGCAUAAACUAUGGAGCCAGGGUUACAUUCACGGGGCAGCUAAAUUUAUUUGAGAAGACGGUGAGGAAGGAUCUACCAAAUUUGAUACCAAACGCGGCAGCACUCGCUCGAUUCCUGGAAAGCUCAUUGUUCAUAGUUAAUAUAGGGAGCAAUGACUACAUUAACAACUACCUACUUCCUAAACUUUAUGCUACUAGCCGGAUUUACUCAGGCGAUGCCUUCGCCGAUCUUCUCAUCACCAACUUGUCUCAGCAACUCAUGAGAUUAUACAGCAUUGGAGCUCGAAAAAUAGUGGUAGUAGGACUUGGUCCACUUGGAUGCAUACCAAGCCAGCUCAACCAGCACAACAGCACAGAUGGGCGCUGCAUCGAGCGAGUCAAUAAGGUGGUCUCAGCAUUCAACCAGCGACUCCUUCCACUCACAGUCAAACUUAACAACAGCCUACCAGGAUCCUUCUUUGUCUACCAGAAUAUCUACGUCUCAUUCUAUGACUUGAUCCAAAAUUCUUCUAAAUAUGGGUUUAGUGUUAAUAACCAAGCUUGUUGUGGGAAUGGUAUGUAUGGGGGAGAAGUAAGCUGUCUGCCACUUCAAAGGCCAUGCAACACCAGAGACCAGUUUGUCUUCUGGGAUUCCUUCCAUCCGACACAAGCAGCUAAUGCUAUCAUGGCUGCCAGAAGCUAUGGUCCUGAGGCCGGCGACUGCUAUCCCAUAAGUAUAUACGAGUUGGCACAAAUAUAGGGAAUAGGGUUCUACAAGAAAUUAUAGGCAGAGGAGUGUAAUUUCUCAUUUCAUUGGUACUCUUGUAUAAUUUUGUAGACCAAAUAAUAUCAAAUAAUUUGGAGAUGAAAACUUAUGGGGCAAGAGAAAGAAGAUUGUCUGCUUCUUCAGAAAUUGAUUGUACUGGUCCAUGAAGAGGGUAGAGUGUUCAAGUAUGUCUCUGAUAAAUUUAAAGUAGAAUAAAACUCCAGAACAUAAAAUA